CUUUAGUGUGUCAGCUGUAAAUUUAUUGCCUUACAACGCUAAAAUCCGGGGGUUGAUUCCCCGCGGUGGACAAAGUUCAAAUAAAUCAUUGUGUAAACUUGCACUAAGAAAACAACAUAUUAAACCUUUGAGAGCGCUAAACCACUAACAUCAAAACAGAACCAAAAAUGAGGGAACUGCAAUAUUAUUUUUUACUAUUAAUUUAUGUUCAACGCGGAGAAGGUAGAGUUUAACUUUAAAGUUUAAUUCUCGCAAGAGAAGAAAGUCGUAAUUUAGAAGAUGGACAAUUUGGGAACUGCCCCACAAAAGAAUUCUGUUUAUGUAAGGCUACUUUGGCUCCCUGGUGACAAAAGUAAGUUUCCUGUGAACAAACUUAAGGAAUCCAUCCUGUAUAUAGACAAAGUGUUAAUUGAGGAAUCUUCUGAAAGUAAAAGAAAGACAUCCAAUGACUUAUAUGAAGAACGCCUGUUAGAAUUGGAAUGUGAACUGAGACUAGAUAAGUCACUAGAAGAUUGUGUACAGUCUCUACUUUGUAAAUGGUGCAGUUCUUCUUUCCCAACUCAGUUUUGGAUAUUUCCAAAAAAUCUUGAUGUUUUCAAAGAAAAAUUUGUUCCAGCUCACAAAUGGAAAAAAAUAGAAUAUUUUUCAUUAGGAUCAAUAGUAGGUCUGAACACUUUUGUUGAGCAUUACAAUUGUUCUCAAAAUGAAAAAGGCUCCUGCAAAAUAACCCAAGUACAAGGUUAUUUUGAACAUGACAAAGAAAUUUUGAAAAUUUAUUUUUGUGUUGCUAAAAACACUACAAAUGGUCAAAGAGAUGGCAGAACCCAUAGAUUUCAUUGGUUAGUUGUAUCUUAUGCAUCCAUUCAAAGGAUUUUGAUUUCAAAAUUUGAGAAUUGUACAAAACUAUAUAUGUAUCUUGCCUCUCCCCCUUUGCUGUAUGCUGUAAAAGCAAAGGAUAAGUACAUACCAGUAGAUGAGAUUGACAGUAAAACACCUAAGGUCAGGGUUGUACAGUUUGGAGAGGGGCAGAAUCAGUGCACUAAAUCUAUGUUGGGAAAAUCUUCAGUACUACUUAUAAAGUUGAAUGAUAAAGAACACUGGGAGGUAACAAGCUGUCUGUUUAAUAGAUGUAAAGAAACUCCUGUUUUCUUCACACAUAUGGAAAACAAAACCUGUACAAAAAAUCCCGUUUUACCUCCAUUUUCUUCUCAGUGUUUUGGAUUGAAAUAUGCUUUAAAGGCAGUUUUUUCAAAUAGCUUUAAUGUUCAGGAUCAACACGUUGACAAAAGUAUUUUGAAUUCAUAUGCUAACAAAAAUCCAAAGGCACUGGAAGAAUCACUCUUUGAAAUAUCUGUAGCAUUGGAUGCUGGAAACAUUGUUUUGUUUGAAAAUGCUCUAAAAACACUUUUCCCACUGUAUGACAUUGAUCUCAGUCUGAAGAAUGAGAAGUUGAUGCUUGUGCGACGAGUUGUUCUUACUCCUACGAGAAUGGUUCUUCUACCCCCACAGCCUUACAUGAAAAGUUUAAUAUUUAAGACAAAUUGUGAUGCUGAAUAUGCUUUACGAGUAUCAAUUCGUGAAGACAAUAAUAUGAAAUUGACUUUUACAAUAGGAGAAUCUGAAGAUUGUCUUAAUGAAAUUGUUUACAAACCACUAAUAAGAGGCCUAAGAAUUGCAGGUCGUAAAUAUGAGGUUUUUGGCUGUUCUACUAGUCAAUUACGUGAUCAUGGCCUUUGGUUAUAUGCAGAAGAUGAGAAAAAGCAAACUGCAGAGAGUAUCCGAGCAUCACUGGGCAAUUUGAAUAACAUAAGAACUAUUUCAAAGUACAUGGCACGUAUGGGGCAACUGUUUUCACAAGCCCGAGGAUCCCUGCAAGUUUCCAAGGACUGUGUUGUGGAAGUGGAUGAUGUCACUGGUGGAAUGCAUCCAGAUUCUGGAAAACCAUAUAUAUUUUCUGAUGGUGUGGGAAAAAUUUCACCAAAUUUAGCGAAGAAGGUAUACAAAGCUCUAAAUAUAGAAACGUGUCCAUCAGCGAUGCAAGUCCGAUAUGGAGGUUGUAAAGGGAUGCUUGCUGUAGAUAAUCAGUUACAGGGUGAAGUUAUGCAUACCAGACCUUCCAUGAAGAAGUUUGAAUUUUCAAGCUCGUCUUUGGAAAUUCUAAAUUGGAGUCAUCCAAAACCAGUGUUUCUCAAUCGCCAAGUGAUUACCAUUCUGGAACAGCUAGGAGUACCACGAAAUGUCUUCGAAAAACUACAAGAGAAGAUGCUGCUUAAGCUAACUCGUAGUCUGUAUGAUGAAAGAUCAGCACUGAAAUUAUUGAAAGAAAAUUCAAAGCUGAAAUUUCCAUUUAAGGAAUUGGCAAGUGUGGGUGUUAGCUUUCUGAAAGACCCAUUUUUUAGGUCAAUUAUUCAAGCCAUCUACAGACGUGUAACAUUGGAUCUGAUUGAAAAAUCCCGCAUAGAAAUUCCAAUAGACAAAGGGAGAACUAUGUUUGGUAUAUUAGAUGAAAGAUCAAUUCUUGAAUAUGGUCAAAUAUUUGUCCAAUAUACCGAAUUAAGUGGCAUCAGGACUGUCCUUCAAGGAACUGUGGUAGUACUAAAAAACCCAUGCAUGCAUCCUGGUGAUGUCAGAAAGUUUGAGGCCGUUGACAUACCACAGUUACAUCAUCUCGUUGAUUGCGUUGUGUUUCCAGCAAAAGGCCACAGACCACAUCCAGAUGAGAUGUCAGGUUCAGAUCUAGAUGGUGAUGAGUAUUCCUUAUUCUGGUUGGAUGAACUGAUCUUCAAAAGACUAAAUCAUUCACCAAUGGACUUUCCAAGUAAUGAUUCCGAAACAAAUGAUAAACCAGUUGAGGUUGCUGAUAUGUUGAAAUUUUUUACUGAAUAUAUUAAAAAGGACAGUGGAAUUGGACGGGUGGCUAAUGCUCACCUUGUUUGGGCUGACUGUGAAAAAAAAGGAAUUUUUUCUCAGAAAUGUUUAUCAAAGGCAAAGGAUUAUGCACAAAAUUUAGAUUUUGCUAAAAGUGGUAUUUGUGAAAUAUCGGACACUGAUUCUUUUCCCUGGCAAUAUCCUGACUUUAUGGACAAACUUGAUCACAAGAGCUCUUAUCUCUCAAAACGCGCAUUAGGACACCUGUAUCGAAAUUGCAAGCGAAUACAGUUUGCCAUUGAUACAGCAAAUGAAAAACUUGAAUGUGAUCUUGACACUUAUCUCUUAUAUCCAGGUUUGGAAGAAUACUUGGAAUCUGCUAAAGAGGCAUUGGAAAAGUAUUCUUUCACCCUUAGAACCACUAUGAAAAUAUUUGGUGUAGAAAGUGAAGGAGAACUUGCUUCUAUGUGCAUAACUCGCCUCUCAAAAUAUUUACAAGAAAGGAAUGAUAUGAAAAAUGUAGGUAUUGUGCUGGAAAAUCAGAUUCAAUAUGUGUUUGAAUCUUUGAAGAAAGAAUUCUAUAGAGAAUUUAGUAAUGGUUCUAAAACCAAAACUUCUGAUUACUGUCUGCCACUUGAAAGCGUAGACAAAGCAUUAAGAAAAGCUUCUGCAUGGUACAAGGUAACUUGUGAACAAAACAAGAAUAACUUUGGUGAAGCCAAUUUUUAUGGGUUACCGUGGAUUGUAGCAGAUUUACUAGUUGUGAUUAGAAAAAUACAAACUGCUAAGGAAACCAAAAUAUCAGAGAAACAGAGACUGAUUGCUAGAAUUAAUAGCAUUUGUUUUUCACAAAGUAUAGCUGACACUUUCAAUUAUCCAGAACAAAACCUAUUUCUGCAAGCAACUAAGGCUUUAAAAUUACUUCAAUGGUGGGUUCAUUACCAUAGCAAAUUGUUUUCCCUUUCGACCUUUUGCACUGAUGUUCAAAGUUAUAUUGACAGAGUGUUCAAAAAUAUUAUGGAAGAAAGUUGGUCAAAUCUAGAUAAUGUCUCAGCAGGAAGUCUGGUUUUACAGUGUCUGGAAUUAAUGGCAAGUGGUGGAAUGAAGUCAAAUAAUGCCAGGAGUGAGAAAAGUGUUACCUGUAUUGAGCAAGAGGCUGGUCUUAUAGCAUUGAUUAUGUUAUGUAAGCUGGUGUAUGGAAGAAUUGAUGGUCUGUAUUUUAAAGACUUUGAUACCCAAACCACAUGUGAUAUAUUACAUGUACAAGAUGAGUGGGAAGUAAUUCACCUUUCACUUUACAAUGAACAGUUUUCAAGCCCUUUUAUGAAAAAGGAAGAUGAUGUGAAACACUAUAUCCAAAAAAAUACAGGAAUCUCUAAGAUAGAUAUGAGAGCUAAGCAUGAGCAGGGUGACAAGUGGCAUCUAUUGUUGACUGUUCGAGGUUGCAGAUGGAGCUUAGAAAGAGUGAAAGAGUUGGUUGUCAGACCAAGUUUUGAAAAAGCAAUUAAAGAAGGAUUAUUUUAAAGCCAGUAAGAUGCACAAAUGUGUGCAGAAUAAAAAAAUGUAUGUAAUUUUUUAGAAAUAUUCCAGAUGGUGAACCUUCUUAACUUCCAGCAAAUAUUAGAUUUUUGAACACAUUAAACUAUACUUUGUUGGAACAGUUUUUAUUAAACUGAUUUCUUUACUGAAUAUAAUUUGUACACUUAUUUGAAGAUACAGUUUUCGUUCUUAGAAUUAGACCCCAAUACAACUCUCAUUUUUUCUAGUAAGAACAGUAACAUUAAUCCAGCAUUAGCUUUGUCAUAAAUGAAGUAUUUUAACCUGUUUUGUGCACUGAAUUGUAAUGGUACUACCAAAUAUGCAAAAUAGUCCAAAAGAUAGUGUACACCAAACAUGCUCGCCCUUUCAGCCGUGGGGACAUUAUAAUGUGAUGGUCAAUCCCACUAUU
Molecule: messenger RNA, 4816 nt
Organism: Limulus polyphemus (Atlantic horseshoe crab)
Lineage: Eukaryota; Metazoa; Arthropoda; Merostomata; Xiphosura; Limulidae
Product: RNA-dependent RNA polymerase 1-like
Exons: 8
Coding region: 280-4392 (1370 amino acids)
Biological process (GO): siRNA processing
Cellular component (GO): nuclear RNA-directed RNA polymerase complex
Molecular function (GO): RNA-directed RNA polymerase activity
Source: RefSeq, a predicted model, not a curated record